Dibothriocephalus latus is the source of this 1203-nucleotide messenger RNA. The record is from the annotation of a GenBank genome assembly. NCBI's taxonomy places the organism in Eukaryota, Metazoa, Platyhelminthes, Cestoda, Diphyllobothriidea, Diphyllobothriidae.
AUGUGGGCUGAUGUUCCGAUGGGGCCACCGGAUGCCAUCCUUGGCAUUACUGAGGCAUUUAAACGUGACACUAAUCCCAAGAAGGUGAACUUGGGUGUCGGAGCAUAUCGUGAUGACGACUGCAAACCGUGGGUUUUGCCGUCUGUCCGUAAAGCUGAGCUCCGCAUUGUAGAAAAGAAUCUGGAUAAAGAGUAUCAGCCAAUCACUGGCAACGCCGUCUUUUCCCGACUUGCCAUCGAAUUUGCUCUGGGACCGAACUGCAAAGCUCUGAAAGAAGAAAGGAACUGCACCAGCCAAUGUCUCUCUGGCACUGGUUCUCUGAGGAUCGGCGCCGCUUUUCUUGGCCGGUUCACCAAGCACAAGGACGUGUGGAUGCCUAAGCCAACUUGGGCCAACCACAUUCCUGUCUUUAAGGAUUCUGGAAUGAAUGUGAACUUCUAUCGUUACUAUGAUCCAUCAACCUGUGGCUUCGAUUCUGCUGGUUGUUUCGAGGACCUUUCCAAGAUACCCGAAGGCCACACCGUCCUUCUCCAUGCCUGCGCGCACAAUCCCACUGGUGUCGAUCCCUCCAUGGAGCAAUGGAAACGCAUUGGAGAGAUCAUUAAGACCAGAAAAAUCAUCCCCUUCUUCGAUAUGGCCUAUCAGGGAUUCGCCUCCGGCGAUCCGGACCGCGAUGCGGCGGCUCUGCGCUAUUUCGUUGACGAAUUGGGUGUGCCCACCGUCCUAUUGGCCCAAAGCUUUGCCAAGAAUAUGGGCCUCUAUGGCGAGCGUGUUGGCGCCUUCACUAUGAUUUGCAGUUCCAAAGAGGAAGCCGCUCGCUGCAUGUCUCAAAUUAAGAUUCUUAUUCGUCCAAUGAUCAGCAACCCGCCCUUGCAUGGUGCUCGCAUUGCCGCUGAAAUUUUGGGUGACCAGGAACUUCGCAACAGUUGGCUUUCUGAUGUCAAACUGAUGGCCAACCGAAUCAUUAGCAUGCGCACGGAGCUUAGGAAUAAGUUGAAGGCAGAGGGCUCGACUCGCAACUGGCAACACAUCACAGAUCAGAUCGGCAUGUUCUGCUACACUGGUUUGACUCCAGAACAGGUUGAACGCCUGACGAAGGAGUUCUCAAUUUACCUCACGAAGGACGGACGUAUUAGUGUCGCUGGAAUCACAACCAAGAAUGUCGGUUACCUUGCGCAUGCCAUGCACGAAGUGACCAAGUAG